UUCCUUGCCAUUACAACAUUUUAAUUCCCUUCCAUCUUCUUUCUCUCUCCUACUCUGCCAACCUGCAUUCCCCCACACAAAAUAUUUGUCACUCUUCCCAACUCCAAAAAUUCAGAAAUACUCGACCAUUUUUGCUUUUAAACUCAACAAUGGAGGUUUGCCUUAGUUCCAGCUCAAGAUCAAUCACUAAAUUUGGCAAUUUUAUUAUUCUGAUCGCUUUCUUGAUCUCUCUAAUAUGCUUUAAAUCUAUAGAUGCUUAUGAUGCACUCGAUCCAAAUGGAAAUAUUACCAUCAAGUGGGAUAUCAUAUCUUGGACUCCAGAUGGAUAUAAUGCUGUUGUUACAAUAUAUAACUUCCAAAAGUAUCGUCAUAUUCAAGCACCAGGAUGGCAACUCGGUUGGACAUGGGCCAAAAAAGAGGUAAUUUGGAGUGCAACGGGAAGUCAAGCCACAGAGCAAGGAGACUGUUCAAAAUUCAAGGGAAAUAUUCCUCAUUGCUGCAAAAGGGACCCAACCAUUGUUGAUUUGCUGCCAGGAACUCCGUAUAACCAGCAAACUGCAAAUUGUUGCAAAGGUGGAGUAAUUAGCUCAUGGGUUCAAGAUCCACAGAAAGCUGUGAGCUCAUUCCAGCUCGGUGUUGGUCAAGCAGGAACAAGCAACAAGACAGUGAGGUUGCCGAAAAACUUUACCCUCAAGGCACCAGGACCCGGAUAUACUUGUGGACCUGCGAAGAAGGGGAAACCAAGCAAGUUUCCAACACCAGAUGGAAGAAGGGUCACUCAAGCUUUGAUGACUUGGAAUGUUACUUGCACGUAUUCACAGUUCCUAGCUCAGAAGACACCUACCUGUUGUGUCUCACUCUCCUCCUUCUACAAUGACACCAUUGUGAACUGCCCAACAUGCGCCUGUGGUUGCAAAAAUAACAUAACACAACCUGGAACAUGUGUAGAACCGGACUCUCCAUAUUUAGCUUCAGCACUUGUAAGCUCAGGGAAAAAUGAUUACAAUCCUCUGGUUCGAUGUACUGAGCAUAUGUGUCCAAUUCGAGUUCAUUGGCAUAUUAAGACCAACUAUAAAGAAUAUUGGAGGGUAAAACUCACCAUACAAAAUUUUAACUACAGAAUGAACUAUUCCCAGUGGAAUCUUGUUGUUCAGCACCCCAACUUUGACAAUCUCACCCAGAUAUUCAGCUUUAAUUAUGAGCCACUGGUCUCGUAUGGUUCCAUUAAUGAUACUGCUAUGUUUUGGGGAAUCAAAUUUUACAAUGAUUUGCUAAUGCAGGGUGGACCUUUUGGAAAUGUGCAAUCAGAGAUCAUAUUUCAGAAGGAUAAAUCGAGGUUCACCUUUGAAAAGGGAUGGGCUUUCCCUCGAAGGGUUUACUUUAAUGGGGACAACUGUGUUAUGCCACCUCCGGAUGCCUAUCCUUACCUACCAAAUGCUAGUGCCCAUAGUGCCCUCGCUCUACUUCACUCUCUGACAGCAGUUUUGGUGUCUCUGAUUCUACUAUAUUCACACACCUUGUAAUAUUGUAAGAAAGAAAUAGAACUAAGGAUUGUCAUUGCUUCCAAAAGAGAGAAUUUUCUACCCUUGUUUAUAUCAACCUGGAUGCCUUCAGUAAAUUUAAAGGCAUCAUUUUUGCAACUUCAGUCCAAGGUUCCCAAAUGUGAAGGUGUACUUGUGAUUUUGUAGAUGUAACUAUUGGCUUGCUGUGUUCCAGUUCAAUUGCAUUGAGAUUUAACAGAUGAAUUGUAUAUCUUUGAGAAUUGUAACCCUUUAUGAUAA
Molecule: messenger RNA, 1781 nt
Organism: Nicotiana tabacum (common tobacco)
Lineage: Eukaryota; Viridiplantae; Streptophyta; Magnoliopsida; Solanales; Solanaceae
Product: COBRA-like protein 1
Biological process (GO): plant-type cell wall cellulose biosynthetic process; cellulose microfibril organization
Cellular component (GO): plasma membrane
Source: RefSeq, a predicted model, not a curated record